Aspergillus fischeri NRRL 181 is the source of this 1011-nucleotide messenger RNA. RefSeq lists its product as uncharacterized. The transcript has 4 exons. The record is from RefSeq and is a predicted model, not a curated record. Bases 1 to 1011 code for a protein of 336 amino acids. Gene Ontology annotation, cellular component: extracellular region. Gene Ontology annotation, molecular function: hydrolase activity. NCBI's taxonomy places the organism in Eukaryota, Fungi, Ascomycota, Eurotiomycetes, Eurotiales, Aspergillaceae.
AUGCCUGGCAUCGUUCGUUACCUAGCAGUCGCUGGUUUCGCAGGCACUACAUUAGCUGCUCCACUUGAGGCGUAUAAUAUCGAUCCGAGCUCUGUGUCCGUCUCGGGGCUCUCAAGCGGUGGCUAUAUGGCGGUACAGCUUGGUGUUGCCUACUCCGGUACCUUCCAGGCGGGUUUUGGUGUUUUUGCCGGUGGUCCAUAUGAUUGUGCUCGCAACCAAUAUUACACCAAUUGCAUGUACAAUCUGAAUCCGUCCAUCACCACACCCACUGCGAACAUGAAAUCCUGGAGCGGGAAUCAAAUUGACCCGAUCAGCAACUUGAUGUCCCGCAGGAUCUAUAUGCAAGUUGGCUUAGCUGAUACUACGAUCGGCCCCAAUGUGAUGGGCAGGCUGAAGUCACAGUUGUCAAAUUUUGGUACCUCGUCUUACAUGACGUAUAUCACCACGUCAGGUGCUGGGCAUACCUUUCCGACUGACUUUGACGCAUCGGGUGAUAGCCAGUGCAGCGACUCUUCUUCACCUUACAUUAGCAACUGCGGCUAUGACGGGGCUGGAGCGGUCCUACAAUGGAUGUAUGGUGCCUUGAGUGCUCGUAAUACGGGUCCAUUAACAGGCGAUGUUAUCCCAUACAGCCAGACUUACUCGUAUGGUGCAAAUGGAAUGGCUACUACAGGCUAUCUUUAUGUUCCAGCUGCCUGCAAGGACGGUUCAACUGUUUGCAAACUGCAUGUGGCGCUUCAUGGUUGUCUCCAGAGCUAUGGCCAGAUCGGUUCCAAAUUCAUCAAUAACACAGGGUAUAACAACUGGGCUGAUACAAACGACAUAAUUAUUCUCUACCCUCAAGCAACUACUGACAGUUCGCUACACACAGUCUGGAACGGUGCUGUACUCUCGAACUCUAACGCCUGCUGGGACUGGCUCGGUUGGUACGGUAAUAAUGCUGACCAAAAGGGAGGAGCCCAGAUGACUGCAAUCGUGAAUCAAGUCAGACGGAUCUUGAGUGACAAUUAA